Punica granatum (pomegranate) is the source of this 1633-nucleotide messenger RNA. Lineage: Eukaryota; Viridiplantae; Streptophyta; Magnoliopsida; Myrtales; Lythraceae. The record is from RefSeq and is a predicted model, not a curated record.
AGUGAUAUGGACGAUAAUUCUAUGGGUCAAAAGGGAGUCAACAUUGAGACGAGAAGUCAACCUAGAUAUUAUCAAAGAUUUGGUCGAAUCGAAUCCUCUGCAUGUUGGUUUUUAACUUCAACUAAGUUCCGCAAAUGGCAAUGAUCUAUUUCUUGAUGCCCAAACUACCAUUAUUGGCCGACCUUCGUCCACUUCACUUUUCGGAAACCCUAGCCUAGCUUUGGUAUAAAGCGGACGCUCUUCCUCCCCUCUUCCGUCGCAUCACAGACAACAUUAAUUCCUCGCCCUGAACCUAUGGAAGUGGACUCCCUCGAAGUAGCAAAUCAGCUUCCCAGGCCGGCCACUUCAAAGAGGCAUAAAUGUUGUGCGUGCUACAAGCAGUACAAUAAAAAGGAGCAUCUUGUUGACCACAUGAGAGAGUCUUACCACUCUGUUCAUCAGCCGAGGUGUGGUGUUUGCCAAAAGCACUGCAAAUCAUUUGAAUCAUUGAGAGAACAUCUUUCUGGUCCAUUGGCCAAAGCCAAUUGUGCGAUGGUUUUUUCAAACAGAGGUUGUGAUCUUUGUUUAAAAGUUUUUGAUAAUCUGAGCUCCCUUAACGAUCAUCAAGAAACAUGUUACUUUCUUGCACCUCCUCCUCUACGACCAAUUAUGAUCACCUCUCCACAGUUUCACGAUAUGAUGGACUCAGUCGAAGGGGACAGAUCUAGGAGACCCAGUGCGAUUGCCAUGGACUGUGAAAUGGUUGGCGGAGGAAUUGAUGGAACACUUAAUCUCUGCGCUCGGGUGUGCCUUAUUGAUGAAGAUGAGAAUAUCAUUUUCCACACUUACGUGCAACCCCAGAUUGCUGUAACCAAUUACCGAUACGAAGUAACUGGUCUGACAGAAGAUCAUCUGAAAGACGGUAUGCCUCUUAAGGAAGUGAAAGAGAAGAUAUUGGAAAUUUUAUACUACCAGGAGACCAUUACCAGGGUGAGGUUGUUUGGUGGGAAAGCUCGGCUUCUGGUCGGACAUGAUUUAGAGCAUGACUUCAAGUGCUUGAAUAUGUGCUAUCCUGAUCAUUUACUAAGGGAUACUGCUAUUUAUCAUCCACUGAUGAAGACAAACUUAGUGAGCCACUCUCUCAAGUAUCUCACCAAGAAAUAUCUCGGGUAUGACAUAAAAAUGGGGGUACAUGACCCGUAUGAGGAUUGUGUCUCUGUGAUGAGAAUUUACAAGAGAAUGAGGGCCCAGGAACAUCCGAGUGAGCAAGGGCAUGGGAGAUCUCCAUCUGUUAGCGUCAAUGACGACAUUUACGAUCCAUGGAGAUUGAUCACUUCCCACAAACACAACCCAUUUUGGGAUUGGAGCAUGCAGGAACUGGUGGAGAUGUCCCCGGAUGAACUGUACAAGAUAUCGAGGUCCAACUACCAGUGCUGGUGUCUCGAUUUGAAUCGUACCACUGAUCUUCGUUAUGAAUGAUCACAAGGGGAUCCCUGAAUCUCGCGAUUGUGGGAGUGAUUCAUUAGCACGUUGCAUAGAGAAAUAGCUAGUUGCACAGUUUUGCAGAUAUAUACUGGUGCAUGUAAUUUACUGGAUUUACAUACGUAACGGUGAAGGUCGAAAAAUAUUUAUAAAAAAAAAAAAUCCUUGCGCA